CAGCUCAGCGGCAGAAGGAGACAGGAGGAGGCGGAAUGAGGCAUUCAGGGAGAGGACUUAAAACACGGAGCACCGCGGAGCCGCAGAGGCUCCGGGAAAGUACCAAAGUCUAAAUUGUUCUCCUUUAAUCGUCGUGUUCGUUGUGUGUUUGGAUGAAAGUGUAUUUCUACGCUCCCAGAAGCUCCUUUAUACGGCUGUAAACGGGAUUUUCUGGAAUAUUCACACCGGGAAUAACGUUACUUUUCCUCCAACGAAGUGCCGCCGUAAUCCAGUAAAAGUGAGCGGAGGAAAAGUUUGUGAGCAGCUCCACGAUAGAAGGCGUUCAGUGUGAACCACAUCCUCCUGACUCUGGACAUCACUGACUGGAGAGCAGUUUUUCAUCUCCGGCUCAGAGGAACGUUUAGUUUCCUGGCCGUCAGCUGAGCAUCAGAGGGAGGAAGUGGAGAGCCACACCUGAGACAGGUGUCUGGAGCUCAGCAUGAGGCUCUGAGGAGGCGGCAGGUUUCCAUCAAAGCUGGUUUGAACUUGAGGAUUAUGGGUAAGGAGCAGGACCUGCUGCAGGCGGUGAAGAGCGGAGACCUGCUGUCCACCCAGAAGCUGCUGUCCAAGCUCAAGACCAACCGCAACAAGCUGCUCGGCUCCACAAAGAGGCUCAAUGUCAACUUCCAGGACUGUGAUGGGUUCUCAGCGCUGCAUCAUGCCGCCCUCACAGGAACCAGCGAGUUGCUGUCGGCGCUGCUGGAGGCUCAGGCCACUGUGGACAUUAAGGACAGCAACGGAAUGCGUCCGCUGCAUUACGCUGCCUGGCAAGGAAAAGCUGAAUCUGUGUUGAUGCUGCUUCGGUCCGGAGCUUCGGUGAACGGAGUCUCUCUGGACGGUCACAUCCCGCUUCAUCUGGCUGCUCAGUACGGACACUUUGAAGUGUCUGAGAUGUUGCUGCAGCAUCAGUCCACCUGCCUGGUCAACAAGGCCAAGAAGACUCCUCUGGAUCUGGCCUGUGAGUUCGGACGAGUCAAGGUGGCCCAGCUGCUGCUGAGCAGUAACAUGGUGGUGGUGGCGUUGUUGGAAGGAGAGAGGAAAGAACCGACGGACUCGGCCUUCACGACACCUCUUCACCUGGCCGCUCGCAACGGACACAAAGACAUCAUACGGUUGCUGCUGAAGGCCGGCAUCGACAUUAACAAAACCACCAAAUCUGGAACAGCACUUCAUGAAGCAUCGCUGUACGGAAAAACCGAAGUGGUCCGACUGCUGCUGGACGUGAGUUCAGCGUUCAGAAUAAAAAACACCUACAACCAGACGGCACUGGACAUAGUGAACCAGUUCACCACAUCGCACGCCAGCAAGGACAUCAAGCAGCUGCUGCGAGAUGCAACGGGUGUUUUGCAGGUCAGAGCUCUGAAGGAUUACUGGAACCUCCACGACCCAACGGCGCUGAACAUCCGAGCCGGAGAUGUCAUCAUGGUGAUGGAGCAGCACGUGGACGGCCGCUGGAAAGGCCACAUCCACGACAGCCAGAGAGGGAUGGACCGAGUCGGCUUCUUCCCUCCAUCCAUCGUGGAGGUCAUCAGCCGGAGGAACGGGGGCGCCCUGUCCCGCCACGCCUCCCUGCCCACCCAGCGCCAGCAGCUGCCCUCCAGAGUCCCCCUGACCUCCAGCCUCAGCUCCGCCCCCCAGACCGACGACUCCUAUGCCCUGUACGCCCCCCCCACCCACCUGGUGCUGCCGCUGGCCAACGGCCUCACUACCUGCUCAGGUUUGUCUCCGAGCCGCCGGUCUCAGUCCGGGUGUCCCUUCGAGGACAUCUGGGUUCUCAGGGACUCGUGUCAUGCCGGAGACAGGAACAGCGUCGGCAGCACCGGCAGCGUCGGCAGCACUCGGAGCGCCGGCAGUGGCCAGAGCACCGAGAGCAACCACGCCGCCAACGGGCUCCAUCACAACACCGGUCACCAUGACAACAAGGUGGCGCCCCCUGCUGUCGAUGCAGGGCACACAGCAGACCUCAACAAACAGCCCGAUCAUCCUGCAGGUGGGACUCCGCGGAGGCCGACGGUGACAGUUCAGAGGCCUGCAGAGCAAAGCUUCUCCCAGCAGUUUGUUCGUCCUCAGCAGCUGCUGGAGGGGAAGGAUGCAGAGGCCAUCUAUCAGUGGCUCAGCGAGUUCCAGUUGGAGCAGUACAUCGGGAACUUCCUGAAUGCUGGAUAUGAUGUACCGACCAUCAGCAGAAUGACUCCUGAGGAUCUGACUGCUAUUGGUGUGACCAAACCAGGACACCGCAAGAAGAUCUCUAUUGAGAUCAGCAACCUGAACAUCCCAGAGUGGCUGCCUGAGUACAUCCCAUCUGAUCUCGGCGAGUGGCUUAGUGCUAUCGGACUCCCACAGUACCACAAGAAACUUGCAGAGAAUGGCUAUGACUCCAUCAGCAUCGUCAAAGACCUCACAUGGGAGGAUCUGCAGGAGAUUGGCAUCACCAAGCUGGGCCACCAGAAAAAGCUGAUGUUGGCAGUGAAGAAGUUGUGUGACAUCCAGAGGGCGAUUCUUCAGGCUGAAUCAGGUCAGGGCACGCUACGACGCAAAGGCCCCGGAGCCCUCCACCUGGUCGCCAUUGAGCCACCUGACUCUGGUGGUGAAUGUUCUUCACCUCACACGCCAAAGAUGCUGACUUUCCAGGACAGCGAACUGAGCGCUGAGCUGCAGACGGCCAUGUCGAGCCACUACAGCGGCUGUGAGGAAGGUCUGGCCAUCAAGAAUGCAGUGGGGAUGUCUCAGAGCCAGGAGAGCAUCGACACCCGAUCCAGAGGCUCCGGUCGCUCCCAGGAGCCUCCUACAGCCUCCAUUAACCCCCACAGCUGGUCCCAAGAGAGCCUGGAAGGCAGUCCUGCCAAAGAGAGGAACCUCCCUGAGGGCUGGGACCAGAGGCCCCUGCAGCAGCAGCCACUGCCCAAACAGGUGCCUCUUGGUACGGCCACCGUGUUCAAGUAUCCAGCCAUCCCAGCUAAGCCCAAGCUGUCUGGAUCUCGCGGCAACUCCCCUCACGGUUCCCCAGCUCUGAAGGGUUUCAGCUACCUGCAUUCUCACUGCGGCUCCACAGACCUCCGCUCAUCGCAAAGGUCAGAGAACCACACUAUGACCUUGACACCACCCAAGAAACGCACCCAGAACAUGACUCGUUACACUCUGUCAGACGGAGAGCCUGAGGAGGAUGACGAGGAGCUUGCAGUUCCUCCUGGAAAUGUGCCGUCAUAUGCCACUUUGACCCGCAAGCCCGGUCGCAGCCAGCUCGCUCGAUUGCAGUCCAGCCCAGAGAAGAACGGCAACGUGGGACGCAGUCAGUCGUUUGCAGUGCGCGCCCGGAAAAAAGGUCCCCCACCUCCUCCUCCAAAGAGACUGAGUUCAGUAAGCAGCACCACCAGUGGGGAGUUGAGCGACAGCAGCACCACAUCGUCCUCUGGCGGCGUGGUAACUGACAGUCCCGGGAGUGUGAGGAGCAUCGCAGCUUCUCUGGAAAGUGGCACUGAGGGGAACAACUCCCCAUCACAUAAACCAGACCUCGUCCAGCAGGAGCCUCAUUCCUUUGGCUCUGCAGAUCCAAGAGAGGCGGUAGGGGUGAGGAGGAGGGUGCAGAGCGAGUGUGUUCCCACCCAGACAUGCAGCAACACCGAGCUGGACCGAGGAGUGAAGUCUGACUCGGAGGAAGAUGAUUCUAAAGGUCGAGGACUGGAAGGCUCCUCGUCCCCUCAGAACAGCUCCAGUGAGUGCAUCCCCUUUGCUGAGGAAGGCAACCUGACCAUCAAACAGAGGCCCAAGGCUCCGGGUCCGCCCAGGGCUGAGGCCGUGCUGGAGCCUCCAGACAAACAAGAAGACAAGAACCUGGAUGUACCAGAGUUUAACCUGAAGGAGUCGGACACAGUGAAGCGACGACACAAACCCAAAGACAAAGAGCAGGGUGAGGGCUCCCCCUGCAGAGAGGGCACCAGGUCUGGGUCUGGCAGCAGCAGGCCUCCAUCCCAGAGCCAGGAGGAGGUCAGUCUGAGGAUCAGUGAGGCCAGUCUGGAGAGGCCAUCCAGUCCAGCUACAGGGUCACCCAUCAAACCUCCACUUUCCCCCAAACCUGCUGUUGCUCCAAAACCUGUCCGCCACAGUCUGCUGGCUGCACAGAGACCCUCCUCUCCUACUGUGACCAUCAAUGUGGUUCAAAGCGUGGCCUUUGCCUCUCCGUCCUCACCCUCCUACGGACCCCUGGCUUCAGCUUCGGCCCCUCAGAGCCCCUCUCUGGCAGCGGCGAGGCCUCAGGUGUGCGUCGUGGGUCCAGGUCAUCUGCCUGAGGAGUCGGAGGUGGUCCAGCAGAGACUGGAUCAGACCAGCACAUCCCUGGCUGCAGCUCUGAUGGCCGUCGAAAGCAAACUGAGCUUGAACGAUGGCUCUGAAGGCGGCGCGAGCACAGUGAAGUCUGCAGGGACCAUCCUGGAUGACAUCGGCAACAUGUUCGACGACCUCGCCGACCAGCUGGACGCGAUGUUGGACUGAAGACAUCCCAUAAUAUAAACAAUAUCCACCUUCAACCUCAGGAAUGGAAAGAAAAAAAGGGGAUUAACGGAGGGUUUUCCCCAUCAGUGUUUCAUCCUGCACAGUCGGUGGAGCUGCAGCCAAACACUUGCCUGAACACCAGCACUUAAUGUCCAGCGUGCUUCCUCAUCGUAAACCAGGUCCUUCGCUCACAUUUCAAACUGGCAGCUGAAUCUGGUUUCCAAGUCGGUGCAGCGCAAACCUUUAGCUGUCGAACAUGAACCAAACAAGGACACAAAUGUUGGAGCGGUCCACUGUGAGGAGAAACUCCUGAGCAGAUUAUCAUAUUACUGUCAAACACUAAUAUUGUAACAUGAAGUUUUAUGUUUUUAUAUUAUAAUAUAUAUUUAGAGCCAAAGUCCUGCCGCCACCUGCAGUCCAGCUUCUGUUCCAGCAACUUCGAAACAAUGUCAACAAUCUCACAGAGGAGUUUUUUUUCUAUCUUGGUGAGAAAGUCAAGUGUUCCUGAUAAAUAAGGGUCUACUACAGAGCUCAAUACUUGUUGGUAUCACUUGUUGUGACCUCAAUUAAGGGGGGAGUACACCUUAUUUCACAGAUUUGCAAAGCCAUUACAUUGUAUAGGCUCUUAACAAUGUUUGUUAUGACCCAGUUUAACAUGAUAUACAUCAUUUUAAAGCUUAUGAGUUGCAAAUUAUCAUUUUAACAGUUAGAAGUUACAUGCAGUGAUCCCUGGGCAAAAAAUCUUGUCAUAAACAUACCAAUACACAUUUCCCGGUGACCCAUCUUUAGAUGCUAUCUACUCAGAGUCCAUAAAUUUUGGGUUAAUGACUAUUAUACCUUUUGAUAGAGUCACCUACUGUAAAACAAAUAAUGGGUGCUUUGGGGAUAACUCUUUUUCUUAUUGCCACAGCAACCAUUUCAAUGUAAAUAACUCUUUACCCCAGAAUGAAAAUGGUCUUAAGUGGUCAGAUUAUAAAGUAUUUAAAAAAGCAUCCAUUAUUUUAAGAAGUACUGUCUUAAGAACAACCUGUGAAAAAAUCAGCAUGAUUGCUCAUAUAGUUUAAAAGUUAUUAGGUUUUAUGUAACGCCUGUCCCAAAAAAUACAGAUUUUGAGAAAAUGGCAGAUAAAGAUUGUGAACCACGCACAAGUACUUACCAAGCUGUUGUAUGUCACUAACUAAACAUUUCUUUGAUACCUAAUGAAUAGUUUAAGCACUUAACUUUUUUUUUUUUAGAUUUUUUGAAGGCAUAUAAGGCGUACUCCCCCCUUUAAGAAGAUGUUGACUAGGAUUUAAGUUGCAGCUUCUGGUUGUCGCAUUCUUUUAAAAUUGGACUCGUGGCCUUCUGGACCAAGACAUCAAGGUUUUCAGGGUGCGUGUACACUCUGAAAACUUGCCACGGUACCUCGUACCAAAAUGCCGGCUGGUUCACACAUGAGCUUGUGUUAGCUCCUUUAGCUACAUUGUGCUAACAUGGGCAGAUCAGUUGAAACACUACCAGCAGCAUUCUGUGAAUUUCUUGUUAUUGUAACUACGAGUUCAGGCCUUUUAUGAGCCUUUACGUUUUAAUAACAGAGCAAUAAUUUUUAAACUGAGCAGCAGCACUGAUGUUAGACAACCUGGAUUUAGUGUUGAAAAAGAGGACUAGUUAACACUUUUUAAAACUGGUUCCAGCUAAGUGUUAUAAAAGAGAAGCUAAACAGUUGGAUAUUCACAACAACGGAGCCAAAAGAGAGUGAAGAUUGGUUGCUGCUGCCCACAAGAGGCCAGAAAUACAUAAAUUCAUGUAUUUUUAAGCAACAACUUGUUAUUCCCAGCUCUCUCUAGUUUUGGUUUAAAGAACAUUUCCUUUGUGCUUCAGUGUUUCCAGAUAAGAGCCAGAUGUUUCCCCAGGAGCAGGUGGAGACCAAAAAAGGAGCAAAAAGGAAGUAAAGAUCAGCUAUAGAUUCACUAACAAUACUGUCAGUGUUGUAUUUAUUUUUUUAUGUUGACAUAUUUCUGCUGCCCUCAAAUGAUCAAAAUAUUUAAUUUUCUGCAUUUUUAACGAAACCUUUGGUUACAGGUGUCAGAAUACCUUUUAAUUAUCACUUUUUACUGUUUUACUUGCUGCCGGAACAAAAUCUGGACGGCUCAGUUUCCUCUUUGGCUCUUUAUUCUCGGCGUCUGACCAUUUCAAAUUUUACCUUUGUAAUAUUUAAAGAAAUCUAUUUUAUACCGAGCGAUUUUAACCACGUGUAGGUUUCUGUUUGUGUUGUCGAAGACUGACCUUUUCUACUCGUACGUGUGUUUAUGAAGCUACAACAAAACUUGUAAAAUUUCUACAAAAGGGAAGAGAAGCAUGUUCAGCAUGACGCUUAUAUACAUAUUAUUUUUUGAUAUUCAUUUUAGCCAAAUUAGUAUUUAAAUUAGAGUUAUCUAAAUAUGUAUAUUGUACACUAGAAGUAUAUACAGGAGCACAUACUCAACCAAAGGCCUGUACAGAUUCUCCUCAGAUAUUUUCAGAUGUUUCCUUUAAAAUGUGUUUCUUGUUGACGUUCAUGAGAUGAUGUUUGUGUCCAGCCUGCAGUGUGUGGAUGAAUCUCUUGUAUUUAGCAUGAUAUAGCUCCGUCUGAACAUGUUUGUGAUAAAAGACUGGUAACCCUGCA
This is a messenger RNA of Acanthochromis polyacanthus (spiny chromis), 7171 nucleotides long. RefSeq names its product caskin-2-like. Lineage: Eukaryota; Metazoa; Chordata; Actinopteri; Pomacentridae. Gene Ontology annotation, molecular function: protein binding. The record is from RefSeq and is a predicted model, not a curated record.